CAGGGAGGUGAAGUCCGACAGAGCCGCGGUGGGGAAAGCGGUGGAGGACUGCAUGAGGGCCAUCAUAGGAGUCCUGCUCAACCUGACACAUGACAACGAGUGGGGCAGCACGAAGACGGGAGAGCAGGAGGAUUUGAUAGUGACGGCUCUGAACUGUGUUCUCAAAGUCCCUCAGUAUCUUCCUCAGGAGCAGAGGUUCGACAUCAGAGUACUGGGUCUGGGUUUGCUCAUCAACCUGGUGGAGUACAGUGCCAGGAACAGGUACUGCCUGAUGGAGAUGGAGAUGGAAGGAGGCCAGGGUCCCUGCGACUCCACCGUCCUGCUCAACCCUCAGCACCAGGACAUCGCCAGCACGGGCCCGCUGAGCGCCAUCGCUGCUCUUGUACAGGUACAAACUCAGGAGUGGAUGGAAAAACCCAAAGAAGAGUACGACUGAAGUGAAGUCGCCACUUUACAAACACAAAUGUCCAUAUUUUAGGAACAAACUAUCAAAAUGUUUUGUUUUUGUAAAUCCGUAAAACUUUCUGCAGCUCAGAGAGGAGCGAGUGUGGAUCUGCUGCACUCUGUCACUUCAGGUGGUUUAUUUCACCAGAAAGGUCAUAUUUCCCUCCCAGAAGAGGCUCUAAAAUAAUCCUGGAUGCUUUUAAAUUCUUUCUCACAUGCUGACCUUCAUUCAGAUUCAUCUCGGUGCUCAGUGUGGACUGGAAGGAGAAAAUAAACCUUCGUUUGACCGACGUCUCGUCGUGGGUAGUUUUGGCGUCAUCUGUCAGGUGUAGAGUUUAGUUUCUCUGCUUCCCUCUAAAACAGUUAAUUGAAUUUGUCUCCUGGUGUUCAGACGAUUCACAUUAAAAGAAAAGGCCGAUCAUUCGCUCACUGCGUCUUUGAUUAAUGGAGCACAAACACGGUCUGAUUAAUGUCUGCAGCAGCUGCUGCUGUGAGGAAUAUUUAAAGCUCACUUUUAGGUUUUAGCGUGAAAAUGAAUCCUCGCGUGAUCCUCGGAGUUGAGUUUGUCUCGUCUGCGUUUUGUUCUCUUCUGUCG
Neolamprologus brichardi is the source of this 1039-nucleotide messenger RNA. Lineage: Eukaryota; Metazoa; Chordata; Actinopteri; Cichliformes; Cichlidae. The record is from RefSeq and is a predicted model, not a curated record.